CUUCUUUCUGUAUCUCUCCGACUUUGCUCUUUCCUGAAGGAACAUCGAUCCCUCUUCUCCGAUCUCCACUCCUUUUCCUCUCUCAAUCUGUACAUAUUUGUAUCUAAACCAUCAUCAUCAUCUUAUAUAUGUGCAGGUGUUUGUUUUUGCUUCUCCUUUGAAGGGUAGUCAAAGGCUUAUUGACGUUCACCCCGAAAUCUUUGUUUUUUUAAGAUUUUGGGCUUAAGAAACUUAGUUGCAAGGGCUGUUCAAGAGGAGAUUUAAGUUGAAUUUGAGCUCCUUGAUUCUCUGUUGGGAAAUCUGCAGGGAUGUCGGGUUACAAGGGAGUUCUUGUUUCCGAUCAAUGGCUUCACAGCCAGUUCACACAGGUUGAGCUCCGCAGUCUUAAGUCCAAGUUUGGUUCAAUAAAGAAUCAAAAUGGUGAAGUUACGUUUGGAGAUUUGCCACCUUUGAUGGUGAAGUUGAAGGCUUUUUGUACAACAUUCACAGAAGAGGAGAUUAGGAGCGUAUUGGGUGAGUCAUAUGGGGACAUGAGCAAUGAAAUUGAUUUUGAAACCUUCCUCAGGGCAUAUUUGAACUUGCAGAGUCAUGUUACAGCAAGGUCAGAUGGUCCAAAGGAUUCAUCUUUCCUGAAGGCCGCAACCACUACCCUCCUUCACACAAUCAGUGAAUCAGAAAAAGCAUCUUAUGUCAGGCACAUAAACAUCUACCUUGGGGAUGACCCAUUCUUAAAACAGUUUCUUCCUUUGGAUCCAGCUACAAAUGAUCUAUUCGAUCUUGCAAAAGAUGGUGUAUUAUUAUGUAAGCUUAUCAAUGUUGCUGUACCUGGAACAAUAGAUGAACGUGCUAUUAAUACAAAGAGGGUUCUUAACCCAUGGGAGAGGAAUGAGAACCAUACCCUCUGCCUGAACUCAGCAACGGCCAUUGGCUGCACAGUGGUAAACAUUGGCUGCCAGGAUUUGGUUGAAGGAAGGCCCCAUCUGGUACUUGGUUUGAUUUCCCAGAUUAUAAAGAUCCAACUGUUAGCAGAUCUCAAUCUUAAGAAGACACCUCAGCUUGUGGAAUUGGUGGAAGACAACAAUGAUGUUGAAGACCUCAUGGGAUUGGCACCUGAGAAGGUCUUACUAAAAUGGAUGAAUUUUCAUCUGAAAAAGGGAGGCUAUGACAAAACUGUUACAAAUUUUUCUUCAGAUUUGAAGGAUGCAAAGGCGUUUGCUUUCCUGCUUAAUGUGCUUGCCCCAGAACAUUGCAAUCCAUCUACAUUAGAUACCAAGGAUCCUACUGAAAAGGCCAAUAUGGUACUUGACCAUGCAGAGAAAAUGGGCUGCAAACGGUAUUUGUCCCCAAAAGACAUUGUUGAGGGUUCAUCGAACCUAAAUCUUGCCUUUGUGGCACAGAUAUUUCAUCAAAGGAGUGGCCUGAGUACAGACAGCAGAAAGAUUUCUUUUGCUGAGAGGAUGACAGAUGAUGCACAAACUUGUCGAGAUGAGAGAUGCUUUCGGCUCUGGAUCAACAGUCUGGGGAUUUCUAGUUAUGUUAAUAACGUCUUUGAGGAUGUCAGAAAUGGAUGGAUACUUCUUGAAGUGCUUGACAAAGUUUCCCCUGGAUUGGUUAACUGGAAGCAGGCAUCAAAACCUCCAAUCAAAAUGCCAUUCAGAAAAGUAGAAAACUGCAAUCAAGUUAUUAGAAUUGGGAAGCAGCUUAAGUUUUCCUUGGUUAAUGUUUGUGGAAAUGAUAUAGUACAAGGAAAUAAGAAGCUCAUAGUUGCUUUCCUGGGGCAGUUGAUGAGGUAUCAUAUGCUUCAACUUCUAAAGAGUUUGAGAUCCCAUUCCCGCAACCAAGGAAGGGAUGUAACUGAUGCGCAUAUCCUAAAUUGGGCAAACAUGAAAGUAAAAUGUUCUGGAAGAACUUCUCAAAUGGAAAGCUUUAAGGAUAAAAGCUUGUCCAAUGGAUUGUUUUUCCUUGCGCUUCUUAGCGCUGUGGAGCCAAGAGUAGUUAACUGGAACCUAGUAACCAAGGGUGAAAGUGAUGACGAGAAGAGGUUGAAUGCGACAUAUAUCAUUAGUGUCGCUAGGAAGCUUGGUUGUUCAAUUUUCUUGUUACCUGAGGACAUCAUGGAGGUGAACCCCAAGAUGAUCCUCUCACUGACCGCCAGCAUAAUGUAUUGGAGCAUUCAGCAAGCAAUAGAAGAUGGUGAGUCAUCUCCAUUCCCUCUUAACACACCAGAUGCAUCCCCAGCACCUUCCAUAAGCGGUGAAGAUGACACCUCCUCUCUGGGUGGCGAAAUCUCACACCUAACCAUUGAUGAUGCUGCCUCUGACACUACAGUCUCCUCACAAUUUGAGGACUAACUCAGUUGUGGAAUGAGGACAUGCAUGUUAUCAUAUCAGUUAAAGUGUGAAGUCCUUUAGUCCUCUCCCCAUGGGGAGGGAAAAAAGGAUGUACAUUUUACUCAAAACUCACAUAUCACAAGUUGGCACGGGAAAAAGAAGAACAAGAUGAAGGAUAUGAAAAACAGAAAGGAGAAAUUUUUUGAUCUGUUACGUUAUGCACAUAUUUUAUUUCUUUAUUAAAUUAUUCUUUCAACG
This is a messenger RNA of Rubroshorea leprosula, 2588 nucleotides long. Lineage: Eukaryota; Viridiplantae; Streptophyta; Magnoliopsida; Malvales; Dipterocarpaceae. The record is from the annotation of a GenBank genome assembly.